Molecule: messenger RNA, 945 nt
Organism: Hippoglossus stenolepis (Pacific halibut)
Lineage: Eukaryota; Metazoa; Chordata; Actinopteri; Pleuronectiformes; Pleuronectidae
Product: troponin I, slow skeletal muscle
Exons: 8
Coding region: 153-722 (189 amino acids)
Biological process (GO): muscle contraction
Cellular component (GO): troponin complex
Source: RefSeq, a predicted model, not a curated record
GGCCAGACGUUAUAUCUGCUGUCCGCUCGUCACACAGCAGCUCACAUAAAAAGCCGCCCAUUGUCUUCGGCUGCCGCUGUUUGACUCCCCUCCCGUCUGCAGACCCUCGUUCACAUUCGCAGUACAGUGAGGAGCCCGACAGACUCGCAGCCAUGAAUCCCAAAGGGGAAAAGCCGAAGUCGAAGAUUACAGCUUCUCGUAAGCUCUCCCUCAAGAUGCUUCUCCUCACUCGAGCCUGUGAGGAUUUGGAGAGGGAGAGGCAGGAUAGGGAGGAAGAGAAAGUCCGUCAAAUCGCAGAGAAGUUGCCCCCUUUGAAACUUUCCGGAGCGUCCCUGGACGAGCUACAAAAAAUAUGCAAGCAGCUAUAUUCUCAAAUUGAUGUUGUGGAUGAGGAGCGGUACGACUGUGAAUACAAAGUGGGCAAGCACAACAAAGAUAUCCAUGAGCUGAAGUUGAAAGUACAGGACCUCGGAGGCAAGUUCAAAAAGCCUGCCCUGAGGAAGGUGAGGGUGUCAGCCGACGAGAUGAUGAGAGCUCUCCUGGGCUCCAAACACAAGGGCUCCAUGGACCUCAGAGCCAACCUCAAGUCUGUGAAGAAGGAGGACGUCAAAACGGACAAGGUGCUUACGACUGAAGUGGGCGAUUGGCGUAAGAACGUGGAGGCCAUGUCAGGCAUGGAGGGCCGCAAGAAGAUGUUCGACACAGCCGGCGGAACACAGUGAUCAAUUAAAGGCGGGGAAAAGGUCUAGAUAGAAAGUAUCCAAACGCUAAUUGACAUAAUGUAGGAGUCAAGUAUACGCUUGAUGACCAUUUUCUAAACAAAGACUCAAAGUGUAAGACGAGUAAAGACCCCAAGUUUUUAUUACUAAAGAGUUUGCUUUUUGUUGUGUUUUCUUACGACAUCUUUAGACAUUUGAAGUGGAUGAAUAAACAGUUUCAGUCGUU